CUUGCAAAGCCAUGCAGCAGCGCUGAGCUGUCUGCGUUGCUCGCCAUUGCCUGCAUUACAUCACCAUUGCUGCGGCUUUUCAGCACCAAGUGCGUCGCGUUUCUAGACAGUGCAUUGGGCAGUGCUUCCAGCAGCCAGCCUCACAAGUGCAACAAUGAAAGCCACCCUCUUGCUUGCGCUCCAGGGCAUAACCGCCUUCCAGACGCCGCCGCCGCGCCGCCCACCGCUCACGCUCAACGCCGUCGACGCGUUCCGGCAGCGGCGCGCCUGGAGCGGCCCCGCAUACCCGCCGCCCCGGCCCGUGUUUGAAAGAGGCCCGACGCGGCAGCCGCCGCCGACGUUUAAGGAGUGCAUCGCGUUUACGGCUCCCGCGUUGGCGAUUUACGUGGCCGGGCCGCUCAUGUCGUUGAUAGAUGCGGGUUUCGUGGGGCGGCGGUCGAGCUUUGAAUUAGCGGCUCUGGGCCCCGCGGGCACGAUCUCGGACAGCAUGACGACGUUGCUCGUGUUCUUGUCCGUGGCUACGACGGAUUUAGUCGCGAGGGCGAGGUGUGGCGGCGACGACGACGAGUGCGACCUCGACGCGGCGUCGCGGGCAGCGACCACAGGCUUACUUCUAGCCGGCCUCGUCGGUGUACUCGUGGGCGGUUCCCUCGUCAUAGGAGCCAUGCCCGUCUGUCUCUCCUAUUCGAAGAGCGCCGACCUGGCGAAGGCGGCGGCGCCGUACGUGGCCGUGCGCGCGCUCGCGCUGCCGGCCGCACUCAUAGCGUCCGUCGCGCAAGCCGCCUGUUUAGGGCUGCGGGACGCGACGACGCCGGGGCUGUCCGUGGCCAUCGCCGCCGUGUUAAAUCUCAUGGGAGACUUCGUGCUCGUCCCGCGCCAAGGUUUGUUAGGCGCGGCGAUAGCGACGGCGGCGUCGCAAUACGCUGCCGCUCUACUUUUAAUCCUGUCCCUGAAACGGAAAGGAGUGGUCGGUAGAGCCUGCUUCGCCAUCAAGGACCGCCUGAAGCGCAUCCCCACGUCCAUCAAGCGAGACAUUCGGCCCUUCUUCGCGCUGGGGCCCUUCGUCUUCUGCAGCAUGAUGAAACUACUGUUACAUAACAGUAGCGCGAUGACGGCGGCGGCGUUGGACGCGACGCAGACGGCGGCGCACACGGUCGUGUUCUCGGUAGCGAUCUGUGUGGAAAUCAACCAGUGAAUUAGGAUCUUCGUGAGCCUCCACGCCAUCGAGCCGACGCGACCACGGGGACAACGUGGCGUCGAUGGCGUGGAAUUGCCACGCCAUCGCGCAGACGCAGCUACGGAAAGCACGUCGCGUCGAUGGCGUGGGGCGCCCGAAAUUUGAUUUCCACACAGGUCGCCAUGUUCUGCUUCGUCGUAGGAGAUGUCGGUACGUCGCUAGCUUUGGCCUACCUCCCGAGGUUUGUGGGCGACGGCGAAGGGCGAAGACCGCUGGACACGAAGGCGGCCCAACCGACCGUGCGCCAGGUCCUGAGGGCGGGCUGGUGCCUCUCGGCGGUCUGUGUCUUGGCUUCGACGCUCGUGGUGUUGCGUGGUUCAUUGCUCACGUCGGACCGGGCCGUGCAGCGGGCCAUCGCGAGGUGCCUGCCGCUGACGGUGCUGAAUUUUUGCUUCCACGCGACGGCGGUGACGUCGGAGGGGGCGCUGCUCGCGACGCGCGAUCUGAGGUUUUUAUGUUCGUGGUACGCAGGCUUAGGCGUGGCGGUCUUGGCGGCGCACCGAUUUAUUCUCGCGCGCGGGUUGGGACUGCCUGCGAUCUGGCUCACGUACUUUGGCGUGCAAUUCAGUAGAGCCGUCGUCUUUCCCGUCCGGGCGGGCAUGGUCGCGCGGCCGGCGUGGACGCGGCGGCGGUCGGCGCUCGCGUUCGCUUAGCUUAUUAUUGGUGUACUUUGCUACUCCGGGACCCCACCCUUCUCGACCCGGCGAAGUGACGCAAUG
This is a messenger RNA of Pelagomonas calceolata, 1956 nucleotides long. The record is from the annotation of a GenBank genome assembly. Lineage: Eukaryota; Pelagophyceae; Pelagomonadales; Pelagomonadaceae.